Messenger RNA from Rhinichthys klamathensis goyatoka, 6652 nucleotides. It is a transcript of the gene tns1b, whose product is annotated as tensin 1b. The coding region runs from base 296 to 5638 and encodes 1780 amino acids. Gene Ontology annotation, biological process: fibroblast migration. The transcript is spliced from 33 exons. The record is from RefSeq and is a predicted model, not a curated record. Gene Ontology annotation, molecular function: protein binding. Lineage: Eukaryota; Metazoa; Chordata; Actinopteri; Cypriniformes; Leuciscidae.
UGCAUGUUGUCCGACGAUCGCACCCCCCCAGGAGAAUCUCGCAGAAAAGUGUGUGCGAGAAUGCAUGUGUUUCCUUUCCAUGGCUAACAAUGCAGCUCAGGAAAUAUGUCAGAACAAAGGCCAGACAUCCAGGCUCUUGUUCUCAGUGUGCACUGCUGAGGAGGACUGGGAUACACUCACAGGCAGAACCGUGACUGUAUAUGCAUGACUCCAGUUCAGCUGUAUGAUAAAAGUGAGGCUGGACUGGUUGACACCUGGAGGUUCUUCUUAGACUGACGGGACAGAAGGCCGUGCGAUGUCCCUCUGGACGCCUGAAGAGUUUGAAGCCGUCCACUCCCACACCUUCCGGCUGAAGACGUUCAAGAAGGGGAAGCACUGUGGCGUGUGCAAGCAGACUGUGAACAAUGAGGGUCUCAUCUGCAGAGUUUGCCGGCUAGCCUGCCACAGGAAGUGUGAGGUCAAGGUAUCCUCCUCCUGCGUUCCUGUUGCCAACUAUGAACUGGCACCCAGCAAUGACCUCCCUCUGAAACAUAUAGAGACAACAGGCUCAACCAAAUCCUCCAAGAGCAUGGAGUCUCGACACAGGCCAUCCAGGAGUUUGAGUUUGAUCCAGGCCAUGGAGGAAAACUAUGAGGUGGACCUGGUCUACAUUACAGAACGCAUCAUUUCUGUGACCUUCCCCAGUAAUGUAGAAGAACCGAGCUACAGCGCUAACAUAAAGGAGGUGGCCACCAUGCUACGCUCUAAACAUGGUGACAACUACUUGCUCUUUAACCUCAGUGAAAAGCGAUAUGAUAUCUCCAAUCUGAAUCCCAAAGUGCUGGAUUUUGGCUGGCCGGACCAUCACGCUCCAGCUCUGGAUAAGAUCUGCAGCAUCUGCAAAGCCAUGGACACUUGGAUGAAUGCUGACAGUCACAAUGUGGUGGUCUUACACAAUAAGGGAAACCGAGGUCGAACAGGGGUGGUUGUGGCUGCGUACAUGCAUUACAGCAACAUAUCGGCGAGUGCGGACCAGGCUCUGGACAGGUUUGCCAUGAAGAGGUUUUAUGAAGAUAAAGUGCUUCCUGUGGGUCAGCCUUCCCAGAGAAGGUAUGUGCAGUACUUCAGCGGUCUGCUCUCCGGCCACAUCAAGAUCAACAACAAGCCCCUGUUUCUGCACCAUGUGAUCAUGCACGGGAUCCCAAACUUCGAGUCCAAAGGAGGUUGCCGCCCUUUCCUCAAGAUCUACCAGGCUAUGCAGCCCGUCUACACAUCUGGGAUCUAUAACGUCCAAGGAGACAGUCAGACCAGCAUCUGCAUCACCAUCGAACCCGGCCUGCUCCUGAAAGGAGACAUUCUGCUCAAGUGCUAUCACAAACGCUUCCGCAGCCCGUCCCGGGAUGUCAUAUUCAGAGUGCAGUUUCACACCUGUGCUGUUCAUGACCUGGGCAUCGUCUUUGGCAAAGAUGAGCUUGAUGAAACAUUUAAAGAUGACAGAUUUCCUGAAUAUGGAAAAGUGGAAUUUGUAUUUUCUUUCGGUCCAGAAAAAAUCCAAGGAAUGGACCACCUUGAGAAUGGGCCUAGUGUUUCUGUGGACUACAAUACCCAAGAUCCUCUGAUUCGCUGGGAUUCUUACGAGAACUUCAACCAGCGAUGUGAAGAUUCCAUGGAAGACGUUAUUCACACAGAAGGUCCAUUGGAUGGUAGUCUCUACGCUAAGGUUCGGAAGAAAGAGUCUUUGGAGGGAGUGGUCACAACUAAUGGUCUCCCAGCUGCUGUCGAUCAUGCUUUACCUGCUGUAGACCAGACUCUACCACCAGUUGACCAUGCCUUGUCUGUAAGCAGUGACUCUGGCAACUCCACUGCUUCCAUCAAGACCGACCGCACAGAUGAAGCCAGCCAUCAGCCGACCUUGGUGAGUCAGCCGUCCUCCCAGCCCCUAAGCCCAGAGGAAAAACAGGAGCUAGACCAGUUGCUCAGUGGUUUGGAAGCACCAAUGCAUCGGAUAGGUUACCAAAGCAGCUCUGGCAGCGGAGGCGGAGGAGUCCUACACCUCGUCCCUGCCCAGGUUCACGUCAACGGACACAACAACAUAGAUAGAGAGACAGAUAUACUUGAUGAUGACCUGCCCAACAGCCAGGAAGGGAACAGUGUGGACAGUCUCGGAACCCUCUCGUCAUUUGAGGGCAGAGCAACUCCAGCGGAUCUAUACUACCAGUCGGAGACGGUUAUUAAUGGACAAGAUGUGCCCUACUUGGACAAGGGUGUCCAAGAGAAAAUGCCUGAGCCCAGAGUUCACAGCUCCUCAUCUGUCCAGGAGCACUUGGGGGUCUCUAGUGGCAACACCAACCAGAAUGGCAACAUCUACCGGUCUCAAUCAUUAGGGACAAAUCCGACCAUGGAGCAGAAAUCCAUGCCCAGAGCUCCCACACGCACAACGAGCAGUAGGGAUGCAGUGCAGAGGGGAUUGAAUGUGUGGCAACAAUAUGGUGUUCCUGAGGUCCCAGUCACAGAUGGGGUCACAUUUAACCCUGUACUAGAAUCCCACAGCCUUCCAGAGUUCCCUCCUAUGGCAUCUCAACAAGAAAUUGAACAGUCCAUUGAGGCCCUCAACAUGCUGAUGCUGGACCUUGACCCAGCACUUACUCAAGUCCCCAAGUCCCAUAGUGCCCCAACUGGAGAAGGUGGUGUAGUCACCACCCAGCCGUCUUUCUCUCAAACCCAGGCACGGCCAUCCUACCAGGCUGACGCAGCCAUUCAUGACCGUGGAGGGGCCACUUUGGCUGGAUACCCAUAUGCAUUUCAACAGGUAGCCACAGAACCUCCACAACCCAACAUGAACCAGCAGAGACCCACAGCCAUAUCCCAGCAUGCUGCAUUCCCUUCUGAGGCAGAAGGUCAAGCUCCCAUGUCCAGGUCCACAGUGCCUUCCUCCACCUUUGGAGUUCUUCAGUUAAAACCCCUCAACAUUUACCCCUCAAGUACCACAUCCCAGUCCCCUGAGCCCCAGGAGACCCAGUGUAGCUACUCUACAUCCUCAUCCCCUCUGCCCAAAGAGUCUGAACCAGAAGAUGCCAACUACAAAUUGGAUGGUCUUGUAGCUCACCGUGUAGCUGGAGUUCAGUUUGGUGAAAUGUCACCAGACGAGGCUUCAGUUCCUGGAUGGUGCCGGACUACCAGUGAGGGCCUUUCCCAAGAUGAGAGCCCAACCCGAGGAAGCUCGGUCCGCUCCCCCAUUCGUUGCAUCUCACCCGAGCUGGCCAAUACGAUUGCUCUGAACCCUGGGGGACGGCCCAAGGAGAGACACAUGCAUAGCUACAGAGAAGCAUUUGAGGAAAUGGAUGGGGGUCCCGUCAGCCCCCCUCCGUUCGUUGGUGGUGAGGCCCUACCCCAAACCCCUGCCUUCCCUGUCUCGCCACAAACCCCUUACUUCAACCUGAGUCGAUCUCCUCCAGGAUUGGCUAAAACACCGUUGUCCUUCCUGGGCCUGAAGCCCCACAAUCCUGCUGAGAUCCUGCUCCACCAGACGGGCUCAGAGCCUCGUAGCUAUGUGGAGUCUGUGGCCAAAGCGGCAACAGUGUCAGGUGGGCCGCCAGCAUCGCCCGUGUCUCCGACAUAUGACAGUGACAGCUUAGCUCGUCCUGUCGGGCCUUCCCAUGCCUACAACAGUCCUCUUUCCUCCAGCAGCCCCAUUCAGAGCCCAGACGCAGUUGAAAGCACAUUGGCCGAUAGCGGGGUGGGAAUGAAUUCUCUGUCCCAGGCUGCUGUCGACUCCGUCCUUCACUCCCAGCCUUCUGACAGAACAUACCAAACACCAACACCCUCAUACCCCUCCUCCAGCAGCAUGUUGGGUAGCUUCAUCACCCCCGAUAUCAGCCCGUCUCUGCCAGGGUCCGUGCAAAACAACAUCACAACCAUCCAGCCACUCACCGGUAGCCCUGGCACAAGACACCACACUGUCCUGCCCGACAUAACGUCCGCUUACAACCUUCAGCACAGACUAGCCAAUCAGGACGGCCCCGUUCUGGGCCAACAGCCGACCCCGGCCAACGGGCAUCUGCCUGGAAUGUCUGUUAGUCCCAUGCAAGGAAGACACACCAUGGUGACCCAGGGAACGCAAAGCAGCCCGAUGUUGUCCAGACAGUAUCCCGUCCCCCACGGGACUCAGAGUAGUCCGAUUCUCAACAGGCAGCCUAUGGGACAAGCUGUCCUGAGCAGCCCGGUCCUCAACCGACAGGCGUCCCUCAACCAACCGAUCAUUCUGCCUAACCAAAGCAGCCCGGUGUUGAGUAGACAGCCGUCCGUUACCCAGCCCAACCAGGGAAGCCCCGUCCUGAGCAGGCAAUCCUCACUCACACAUCCCAGUCAGGGCAGUCCCAUUCUGGGACACCACACGUCCAUAACGCAGGGUAGCCCCAGUCUGGACAGGCACCCGAUGUACAGCGGCUACACCACCCCGGACGAGCGUCACGGAGCCCUGUCCCGCCAGAGCAGCUCCUCUGGAUACCAGCCUCCAUCCACACCCUCUUUCCCAGUCUCUCCGGCCGGAUACACAGAGGGAGUGGGAUUCAGACAGGGCAGCCCUGCCCUCCAGCCUCAGCUCCCCGAGAAGAGACGCAUGUCCAGCAGCGAUCGCUCCAAUGGCGGACUGUCCUACGGAACGCUCAACGGAAAGAUGUCCUCGCCGGUGUCCAGUGGCGGCAGCACUCCAAGCGUUCAUUUCUUCAACACACUCCCUGAUUUCUCCAAACUUAACAUGUGCGAUGGAAGUCCAGAGACUAGGAUGAACGUGAAGUUUGUCCAGGACACGUCCAAAUUCUGGUAUAAAGCAGAUAUCUCCAGAGACCAAGCGAUCAACAUGCUGAAGGAUCAAGAGCCUGGAGCCUUUGUCAUUCGGGACAGUCAUUCAUUCAGAGGGGCCUACGGCUUGGCCAUGAAAGUUUCCUCUCCACCUCCAACAGCGCAGCCUACAAAGAAAGCCGGAGACGUCACUAACGAGUUGGUGAGACAUUUCCUAAUUGAGACGAGUCCGAAGGGCGUGAGACUGAAGGGCUGCCCUAAUGAGCCAUACUUUGGCUGCCUGUCUGCACUGGUCUACCAGCACUCCAUCACUCCACUGGCUCUACCCUGCAAACUAGUCAUACCAACCAGAGAUCCUCUGGAGGAAUCACCUGAGAUAGCAACUCCUACUAACCCGGCGACAGAGAUGCUCAAACAGGGUGCAGGGCAGAAGAGUUCAUCUGACUCCCAUGCAUGUAAUGUCCUGUACAUAAACUCAGUGGACAUGGAGUCUCUGACUGGACCUCAGGCCAUCUCUAAAGCCAUCUCAGAAACCCUGACAAGCAGUGCGAUCUCCUCAGCCACCGUUCACUUCAAAGUGUCUGCGCAGGGCAUCACACUCACUGACAACCACAGGAAGCUCUUCUUCAGACGUCAUUAUCCCAUCAGCACGGUCACGUUCUGCGACAUUGAUCCACAGGAGAGGAAGUGGAGCAAACCUGAGGGUGGCACUGCAAAGUUCUUUGGCUUUGUGGCCAGAAAGCAAGGGAGCACAACAGACAACGUCAGUCACCUGUUCGCUGAGAUGGAUCCCGAUCAGCCGGCCACAGCCAUCGUCAACUUCGUCUCUAAAGUGAUGAUCAACUCUCAGAAGCGGUGAACUCUUCACACUGCGCUGCUUUCUGGAGGACUUCCAUUCUGCUCUGUUUGAUUUGGGGUUUUUUUACGUUUCGUUUUUUAGUUCUGUAUGUUUGGGUGAGAGGCUGUGUGAACGUGUGGUUGUGAAUGUGUGAGGAAGGGUUAUUCGGAUGGUAGUGAGGAAGAGGGACAGAGGAAGUGCACUGUGGGCGUAGAGGAGUGAAGGACAGAGAGGAGGUGAUCUUCAUCUCACUCGCGGGGGACGUGGAAAUGAUCUCAGUGAUUUUGUUGCUUGUUUUUUAGAAAAAAAAAGGACAAGAAAAAGUCAAAAAAAAAAAAAAAAGUUUGAUGAGGAGGCUGAAAUCUGGGGCUGGAGUACCAAAGAUAAGAGAGCAGUCAGGACAAACCAAUCAUUAUUCAAGCGUUCUUGUAUAUCUUGGUAAACCACAGCUGCUUCGUCGAAACUGUACAUAUGAACUCUUCCUUCUCAAAGCGGCUCCUGUUGUUCACGCUACAAGUGCAAGACCACUUCACAUGCCAACUAAAAGCAAUUUCCAGUCCACUCUGGAUAAACUCAAAACCUUGUGGGGAUUGUGAAGGUCCCUCAUAUAGCAGACCUAGGAGAAGCUAAAAGUGAGGACGGGUGAGACAUCUUCACCCUCAAAGAUGCUCCUCUGAGAGAACGUGGGAUGCUGGAGUCGUUGAUUCAGUAAUUCAGCGUGUUCGUUCACCUCUGGUCCAGAGAUAUCCAGCAGCUAACUGAUGUUUCUCUACUCGAAAGAGUGCAAUGCAAUGGCACCUGAUGUCAGAUUUCCAGGUUCAUUAUUGAAGUCGGAUAUGAGAGAUUUCUAGUGAAAUUUUCUGUUGCCUGAAACUCAAUUUUGCAGGUGUUUGACUGCGAACAAAAAGUAUAGCAGCCAAAUUGCAUUCUCUCUGCAAUGCUUGCUUAUGUUUUGCAUGUAUAGUUGUCGAAAAAACAUUUUUAUUUGCUUAAAAGUGAAUGUUUAUCAUUGUCUGUGCACAUCUAUUUCGGUGC